CACACCCUCCCUCCUCCUCCUCCACCUCCUCCUCCUCUCUGUAUAAAAUGGCCAAUCCACCAGCUUUUCCCAGACAGCCACAGAGAGAGAAAAAAAGGGGCAAGUGAGUUGCGCACUGCAACCUCUCUGCACCACCCACGUCCUUUGUUAGCUGUAGCGUUCCGUCUCUGCUUUCUUCCACCUCUUUGCUUGACCUACACUGACUGCCGCAGCUCAUCGGCUCCUCUGCUCCUCUCCCAGUGCAUACGCUUUGGCUCUUCGAUCCCGACAUGGGGUUCCCGGUUGGCUACUCUGAGCUCCCGAAGCUCCUCCUCCACCUGCUCUUCCUCUUCGCCCACCUGAGAAGGCUCAUCAACUGGGUCUUCCACUGUCUCGGCCUCGGCGCCCUGCUGGAGUCCGAAGCGCAGUGGCAUGACACGGACGCCCACGCCCAUUACCACCAGACGGGCCUUUGCUCGCUCCCGGCCGAGCUGAUCCAGGAGAGCUCGCCGGCGAUCCGGUUCCAGGAGCUGGUCACCGCGCAGCGCGGCCAUCGCUGCUUGCCGGAGAGCUGCGCGGUGUGCCUCUACGAGUUCGAGGGCGCCGACGAGGUCCGGCGGAUGGGAAACUGCCGCCACGUCUUCCACCGGCACUGCGUCGACCGGUGGCUGCAGCACGGGCAGUGCACCUGCCCUCUGUGCCGAGCGCCGCUUGUCCCCGGGGAGCUGCACGCCGACGGCUCUUUGUCUUACGACGAGGGACACCUGUGCUCCUUCCCGCUGCCGCCGGCGGUGUCUGCGCUGCGUCCCCUUCGGUUGCCUGCUUCCUAGCGAUAGAGAUCGGCGAGCGAGCAAGCAGUGUACAGAGGUGAUGGAAGCUGUGCAAAGCACAAAAGUCGGAUGCAAUAAGACAGGGAAGAAGACCAUCAAUCAUAGUGUGGGUUGGUUCUUCUCCUUGUACAGUCUUGGUUGGGAAUGAGGCUUGGGAGAGCGUGAUAUGAAGCUUUCUUGAGGGUACUCUUGAGUGUUCCAAAGGAGUUUGGAGCUUGAGAGAGAGAGAGAGAGAGAGAGAGAAGGGUCUGCAACCUGUUCACUGCAGCACUUCCUUGGUUGGAUUGGAGGCUUGAGAGAAGAAGGAUCAAAAUCCUACUGGUGUGGGUUGAUUUUGAUGUGUAAUAUCUGCUCCCUUUCUUCUGACUUGAAUUACCAGCAAAAUUUUUUGUUGCUGGUUGCUUGUAAGGGUUGUAACUUUGGAUUGAAUGAGACUGAGAAACUUCUGCUUGGUUUUA
Molecule: messenger RNA, 1267 nt
Organism: Musa acuminata AAA Group (dessert banana)
Lineage: Eukaryota; Viridiplantae; Streptophyta; Magnoliopsida; Zingiberales; Musaceae
Product: brassinosteroid-responsive RING protein 1-like
Exons: 1
Coding region: 270-809 (179 amino acids)
Source: RefSeq, a predicted model, not a curated record